CGGGCGAUAGUUGACCUAAGUUUCUGGAUCGCGGCGGUAAAAUUCCAAAUUUCUGCGCCAUAGUUUGGUGGAGGAGCUCCGACCAACAGACAGACACGGACAACUGUCGAGAAUUAUUAGCGUGCUAAUUUUGUUCGCCGGUGAAACAUUGGCUGUUGGGCGGUGGGCGAAAAAUGCCGAGACCGUGGAUCGUGGUUCUACUCUUCUUAUUCAUCGUAUCAACGUCGCAGCUGGAGUGGGCGCAGCUGCUUGGAAACGAAAUCGAACCGAUUUCUAAGGGUUCUUCUGAGAAGGAAGACUGGAAAUCUAGAGCGAAGGAAGCUGUCAAAGAAAAGAUUAUCCUAUCUCAAGAAAAGAAUAUCCAGGAGCUGAAUGAGCUCGUACAGAAUCUUCAGGAACAGUUGCUACAAUGCAAAAGUGCAAAAUUUGUUGUGAAUGAUACAGUAGCAAUCGAAUUGGCUGAGCAAAGAAACCAGCUUGAUCAGGAAUCCGUGUCUUCCGACUAGACGUUUGUAUACUCACAUUCACAUCAAUGUACUGGUAUGUGUAUUCAGAUGUAUCAUUCACCAAUUACACUUUUUGGUGAGAUAGUUUCCUCAUACUUUGGAGAAACCUGUAAAUUUCAAAUGUGGGGCCAAAUUUGUCCUUUGAGUAUGUACUAUGGAUGGCUGGCUAAUCCAUAUAUGCUACAUGACUGUGUUACCUGGUUAGUUGUUUGCUGAUGUGCUGCAAUAACCAAUCUUCAAUCAUUCAAAGUGGUCUGAAAUCUUAAUGAAAGAUGGAUUCCGAUGGAAGUUGUUCUUUGGAAGUGCCAUUUGAAGGAAGAAACUUUUACUUAUGUUGACCUUAAACCUGAAAACUCAGCUUGUAAGUAGCCGGCCAUGAUCCUGAUAAUGAACUUCACAUAAUCUGCUGCUCAAGUUUUCAGAAUCAUCCAUUUUUGUGCGUCAUUUACUGCACCAUCUUGGUAUCCCAAUAAAUAGUAACUGUGGCUCUACCUACCAGUUUACUUUUCUCUUAAAUUGCAAAUUUAUGACUUUGUGCAGAUGCAUUUAGUUAGAGGAGACUAACGUGUUUUAAUGGUUGUAUUGCUGUUUCUGGAUGCCUUAUUGUUCACUGCAGUUCUCACUAUUUGAUGCUUCUCUUUAGCUCUUAUUUCCCCCUAGCUUCCUUCUUUCCACUGUCUUCCCUGAAAAGGAUUAAUAUUUAUUGUUGCAUCAUGUAUUGUUGGUUGCAGUUUCAUACCAUUCUUAUUAUGAUUAAGAAGAGGGUCCCAGAGCUUUACUCGCUUCCUUAAGUGACUGUACUGUUAUUGUUUGUUUUUUUAUAUCCAUACAUCUACUUUGAAUAAGCCUAGUCAUCGGUUUUAAUUCACAUAAAUUCCAAUGUUAAAUUUCUUCUUUUUGCGGGGCCUUUGAUAUGAUAUUUGCAUGGGGGGUUUGGUUUCCUUCAUGCUUGACAUGAUGGGAUUUCAAACUCCAUGCUUUGAUAUGAUUUGAGAAUGUCUUCCACUUGGUGUAUACUCUGGAAAACUUCUGUUCUAUUCCAUGUGCCUAGAGAACCCGCCAGCCUUCACCCAUCUUGUUUGUAUCAAAAGAAACUGGAAACUCGGGUCGUCAAUUUCCAUUUGCUUUCUGAUGCAGAUGUGUGCAUCGCAGCGGGGGGAAAACCCAGAUCGAGGAGAAGACUAAUCCAUUGGUUCAAGAACCGCGCUUGCGAGAAGAUGAUAACAUUGAAGUGAAACGUUACAUUACUUGUUUUCCUUGCAGCUGCUUAGGAGGUACUACCUAUGUAUUAAGUGCAGAAGGAGUAGCUGUCAACUACAGUGUUGUAAUUGAACACUCAAGAGACUCUGUUGAGCUUAAGUUCAGGUAGUUGUACAAUGAGAUAUAGGUACCGGGAGAUCCAUAGAUGUUCUGUCCAAGAAAAAGAAAGAGGGUUUAGGGUUUUAAUAUUGUUACAGACUUACAGUACAGAGUUGAAGUGUUCCAGGAAGGAAGCAAGUAAUUGUUGGUUAAUUCAUGACACUGCUAAUCAAUUUUACUUUCAGAA
This is a messenger RNA of Linum trigynum, 2052 nucleotides long. Lineage: Eukaryota; Viridiplantae; Streptophyta; Magnoliopsida; Malpighiales; Linaceae. The record is from the annotation of a GenBank genome assembly.